Molecule: messenger RNA, 2412 nt
Organism: Pediculus humanus corporis (human body louse)
Lineage: Eukaryota; Metazoa; Arthropoda; Insecta; Psocodea; Pediculidae
Exons: 15
Coding region: 1-2412 (803 amino acids)
Source: RefSeq, a predicted model, not a curated record
AUGAAAGGAGAAGAAGAAGAAGAAAAAAUUUUCUUUGUCGUUAAAUAUCGGGAUGAGAAUUACAUGUCAACGUCACCGAGACACUACAGAUCACCCAGUCGUUACUACGAUCAACGAUUUUCGCCAAGAUGUAGCGAUUAUACAAAGGAUUUGCGGGAAAGGGAUUACAGAGGAAGUUACGACAGAGAAACGGAUGGAAAUAUUCGAGAUAGAAAUAUAAGGAGGUCUCAUUCAAAUUCUCUCAUCAGAAAUCCUUACGAUAUCGACAGAGAGAGAGAUAGACAACGAGAUAGAGAGAGGGAUAGAGAUAGGGAUAGAGAGAGGGAUAGGGAAAGGGAUAGGGAUAGAGAAAGGGAAAGAGAUAACGAAUACAGACAUAGAAGUAGGAGUAGGAGGUCGAGGUCACGAAGAUACUCUUUGACGAGAAGAGGAGGUUCUUUGGAUAGAAACGAAAAGAAUAAGGAAAAAACUCCCGAGAGGAGAAAAGACUGGGAUAGGGAAAAAAGGCACAGAAGCAGAAGUUUCGACGGUGAGAAAGAUAAACAAAAAUACGGUAAAGAUAGGGGUAGGAGCAAAGACUACGAUAGAGAUGAAAAAAGACACGAGAGAAGUCGGAGUAAGAGUAAGGAAAAAGUCAGACAAGAAAAAGAGAGGAGGAGUCAAAGUAAAGAUGGGAAAAAAAUUAGUCCGGUUAAUGAGAAGUCAAAGGUCAACGAAGUGGAUGUGAGGAAAAGGUCGACGAGCAGUCGUAGGAGUUUGAGCAAGGGAAAAGAAGAAAAUCGUAACGAAUCCGGAGAGAGUAAAGAUUCGAGAGAGAAAAGUAAAAAAAAUUCGGAAAGUUUCGACAAAGAUAAAUUUAACAUAAAAUCCAAAGAUGAAGCGUUAGAAAAUCAAAACGAUGAAAAGGUCAAAGGUUCGACACCUUCGCACAGCCCAAAGGUAGGGGAUAAGGAAGAAGAAGAUAAAAAAGAUAAGAAGAAGGAAAAGGAAAAGAAAAAGAAGAAAAAAGAAAAAGAAACGGAAGAAGAGAGAGCGGCUAGAAAAAAGAAAAAGAAAGAAAAAAAAGAGGAGAAAAAAAGAAAGCAGGAAUUGAAAUUGACUUCGGAUUCGAAGGAUAAAGACCAGGAAGAGGAAAAAAAAAUUCUGGAUAAAAACGUGAAAGAAAAAAAACCUGUGGAAACUCCGGUUAAUGCGAGCGUUCCCGAUAAUUUCGUAUCGAGUUUUAAAGCUCUGCCACCCGAAGAACUCGAAGUCAAAUCUAAUCCCACGACGAGAAAUUUUAUUUUUAAUAGAAACGAUCACACCGACGUUGGUAAAAACGUGAGCGCGACUAAUGAAGGACACUCAACAAAAUCCAACGAAUCAUCCAAUCAGAAAGAAGCGAGCACGGCAUCAACAACAACAACAACAGCAGCAGCAACGACAACGACAACAACAACAAUAACAACAGCACCAACAACCACGUCGGAAAAUUACGAUAACAUUAAUAAAAAAAUUAGUAGUAACGUUCCGGAGGGUUUAGAAGAAGAUGUCAACGUCGAAAUGCAAUUACACGAGUACGGUGGCCUUCUAGAAGAAUCCGGUGAUAAUAAUAAAAAGGGAAUACUUGCUUCCGUACCUGAAAUAUCCAAAUGGGAAUUGGAUGAUAAUCAGGGUGGAGACAAUCAGUCUAAAUCGAGCACGCAAGAAACGAAAUCCCCGGAAUUUCCGGCCAAAGUAACACGGGAAGUCAUAAAAAGAGCGGAAAAUGCAAUUUUUAAAAAAGCCGUUAACGCCAUUCGAGAACCUUCGAAAAAAAAUUUCGAUAAAGACGAAAAGAAAGAUAGAAAAAUAAUCGUGGGAGCGGAAAAGGAAAGAGGGAAAAAUGAACAGGAAACGGAUUUGAAAUCUAAAAGGAUAUUUUUAUCGAGGGAAAAAGAUAAAUAUCACAGGAGUGCCUUGCCGAAAACAAAAUCGGAAGUGAAAAAAACCAUAAAUUCAUUACAAAUAACGAUUCCGUUGACACACGACGGUGAAACAGCGGAAAGAGAAUUCGUAGUCGAAGGAGACGAUGGGAAAAACGUUACUACUACUACCACCACCACUACUUCUACUACUCAACGUAGGGAAAAUUCGUCGAGAUCACCGCCGAUGAUGAGCAGAGUACCAGCCAAAGAACGUUUAGGAUCGAAAAUCGAAAAACAGGUUCGACACCCGAGUCCGCACACCGUCGUCAGGACCGGGGACAAACGAAAUCGUCACGCGGAAGAAGAAGAUUCGAGAUCCGUUGUUAAUUUGUCAUCGACGAUAGAAUCGAUGGACGCGAAACGUUCAUCCAUCGACGAAGCACAUUUCGUACCUAAUUACGACGAAUCUUCGGACGAGGUAAAAGAUUUGGAUACGUCCGAUGAUGACCAAUUAAUUUUCAUAUAA